Molecule: messenger RNA, 1338 nt
Organism: Tetranychus urticae (two-spotted spider mite)
Lineage: Eukaryota; Metazoa; Arthropoda; Arachnida; Trombidiformes; Tetranychidae
Product: putative GPI-anchor transamidase
Biological process (GO): proteolysis; attachment of GPI anchor to protein
Cellular component (GO): GPI-anchor transamidase complex
Molecular function (GO): GPI-anchor transamidase activity
Source: RefSeq, a predicted model, not a curated record
UGUUUGUCGGUUGCUUUCAUAUUGAACAAAUCUUGUGUUAAACAGUAUCAUUUGAAUUAUCAUUGUGAUUAUGUUUUCAUUAAUUUGUUUGAUUGUUUGUUUUUCAUCUAUUAGCAGGUGUUACGGAAGUAAUGUAGAUAAGGUGGAUAAUUUUUUCUCAAAGAGCAAACAUACAAAUAAUUGGGCUGUCCUGGUUUGUUCUUCUCGGUAUUGGUUCAAUUAUCGUCAUGUUGCUAAUGUUUUGUCAAUUUAUCGCAGUGUCAAAAGACUUGGUAUCCCUGAUAGCCGAAUAAUUUUAAUGUUAGCUGAUGACAUGGCCUGUAAUCCUCGCAAUACGCGACCUGGAACUGUCUUCAACAACGCUCAUCAUCAAUUAAAUGUCUACGGAGAUGAUGUUGAAGUUGAUUACCGUGGGUAUGAAGUGACUGUUAAAAAUUUUAUCCGUCUAUUGACAGGUCGAGUAGAAGAUGGUACACCUAGAUCAAAACAAUUAUUAACUGAUGAAUCAAGCAAUAUUCUGAUCUACUUAACUGGACAUGGAGGAGAUGGUUUCCUGAAGUUUCAAGACUCUGAGGAAAUUACUAGCGUUGAAUUGGCUGAUGCAUUUGAACAAAUGUGGCAAAAACAAAGAUACAAUGAGAUUCUACUUAUAACAGAAACCUGUCAAGCAGAGUCUAUGGCACAGCAAUUGUACUCUCCCAAUAUAAUAGGAAUUGGUAGCUCAAAAAUUGGUGAAGAUUCACUUUCUCAUCAUGGUGACCCUACAAUUGGAGUUUAUGUUAUCGAUCGUUACACUUAUUAUGCCCUGGAAUUCCUCGAGACGGUUCAUAGUAAUAGUUCCAAAACACUAUCAUCUUUUCUCGAGGUUUGUCCUAAAAAAUAUUGCAUCUCUACUGUAACUGUUCGUAAAGAUCUUUUCCAUCGUGACCCAGCUCAAGUACCACUGACUGAUUUCUUCGGUAGUGUUCCAAAAGUGAAUUUAAUGCCAACUCCUAAAGAUGAAGAUCUAGUUACAUGGUAAAGGUUUACUUUUACUCCACUUAAAUUGUAUAUUUAUUUAAUCACUUAAUGCAACAUCAAUAUGGAUUUCAAAUAUUUACCAUGAUUGUUGGUUCACUCCAGCUUCUAUUAUACUAUUGGCCUUGAUUAGACCAAAAUUAUUAAUCUUGCAAACUUACAUUAGCAACUCUUUUAAUUGUGAUAUUUUUCUAUUAAUUUAUACCAAUCUAUGAUGUUAAUAAACUUUAGCCUCGGAAAUCCCUGUUUUUGGUCUUGAAAUUGGUUUAUAUCAAACAUAAUCAUUGAUUUUAUUGAAUGAAAUAAAAAAUUUUUUGAAAU